GUUCUACACCAUGCAGAACUGGUAUCUUCCCGUCUCCUACAAGACCGAGAUGGGGGGAUCUAGCUAUGCUUCAUACCUUGGUGACAGGCUGAAGUGCUGCAAUGAGCGAGAGGGUGUGGCGGCCGGGCAGGUGGGUGGCUGCUGCAGUCUAAUGGAGCCGACCACAGAGAUCUUCUGCGACAAUUUGCAGCUUCUGGGUCUCACAGCCUACGACGGUACUCCCUGUCCAGCCAACAACUGGAACUGUCUGUACCUGGUCGAUGAGUUUGAUCCAGCGAAAGCCAAAGCUGUACAAACCUAUAUCCCACCGAACAUUAUCAACUUUAUCGUUCCGGCUGGAAUUGUUGGAGCCCUCAUAAUCCUCUCCAUCCUGUCCUCAGCCAUCAUCGCAUGCUGUGCCAAGCUGGGCUUCCGCGUCCCAGAGCGUUUCAAGCGCAACAGCAAUGGUGCCGAUGAGGAUGCAGAGGACCCAGUCGAGGACAUGGAGAGAGAUGGAUCAAGCAAGGGACGUUCGACGACUGUGUCCCAGAGCUCUCCGGACGUGUCUCCCAGGAGUUUACCUUCCAAAGGCCGCAAAUCGAAGGGUGGCAGGAAAGACCUGGGGAUCGAGGUGUUUGAGGAGAUCGGCGAGACUUCGCCUGCAGCUACGGUGACUAGUGGCAGCUUUAGAG
Molecule: messenger RNA, 671 nt
Organism: Symbiodinium pilosum
Lineage: Eukaryota; Dinophyceae; Suessiales; Symbiodiniaceae
Source: the annotation of a GenBank genome assembly